GCUGUGUAUAUAAGUAAGCAGUGGGUAGGCUUUUCAGCAGACAGAGAAAAACUAUGCUAGAGUACUGUAGAUGCAGAGAGGUGUGUGUAGUGUAUCAUCAGCCGUAUGUGACUGAGGCAGCAGCGUGGGAUCUACAGGAUGAUUGACAGUUGCCUGUGUUGAGUCACGUAGCAGAAUGCCCGGUGUGCCCUGCGGGGCCUUGCAACACCACACUGUGCCCGUAGCCUGUGCCAUCAUCUGUUCCUGGCUGUUGAUCCUGGUCCAUUCUGCCUUUUGCCAGAAACCUGCAAAGCUGCCUUUGGUGGGCCGCAAGCCUUUCCUGGCAGCCUGGAAUGCUCCACUGGAUAUGUGUAAGUUGAAGUACAAUAUCAACGUCAGCCUUGAUCUUUUCCAAAUCAGUGGCAGCCCACGAGCUGUCCACACGGGCCAAAAUGUCACCAUCUUCUAUGCCAACCGCCUGGGUUACUACCCUUUCUACAACGAGCAAGGGGUUCCCAUCAAUGGAGGCCUACCUCAGAACAGCAGCCUUGAAGCACAUCUUCACAAAGCCCGAAAAGACAUAGCACACUUCAUCCCUUCGGAAGACUUCCGUGGCCUGGCUGUGAUCGACUGGGAGUUCUGGCGGCCACAGUGGGAUCGUAACUGGAACAAAAAGUACAUUUACCGACAGCGUUCAAGAGAGCUGAUUGCACAGGCUUACCUUAAUGUGACCGACAAACAGGUGGAAGAGCUGGCACGCUUGCGCUUCGAGAAGAGCGCCAAAGAGUUCAUGCAGGGCACACUGAAGCUCGGUACACAAACUCGCCCGCACGGACUCUGGGGUUUUUAUCUCUACCCUGACUGUCACAAUUACAAUGUACAUGCACACGACUACAACGGCACAUGUCCCCAACAGGAGAUCAAACGCAAUGACCAGCUGUUUUGGUUGUGGAACAGCAGCACUGCCCUCUUCCCAGCCCUCGCUAUACGCAAAGGCCACAUGGACAGCAUUCACAACCUGCACUUCUCACAGAACAGGGUACUGGAGUCGCUGCGACUGGCCUCCCUUACCUCAUUGCCCUAUGAGCUGCCUACAUAUGUAUACACACGCUUGGGGUAUAGAGAUGAGGCCAUGGCAUUUUUGACCCAGGAAGACUUGAUACAUACAAUUGGAGAAAGUGCUGCUUUGGUGGAUCUUAACCUCACUUCUUCAAGGCACAACUGUUCCAAAGUAAAGGCAUUUCUGAACCAUAGACUGGGUCAGUACAUCACUAACGUUACCCAGGCAGCAGAAAUCUGUAGCGACUUACUGUGUCAGUCCAAUGGGCGAUGUGUCCGUAGAGACCCACAGGCACCACACUACCUGCACCUGAGCCGUGGCAGCUAUCGGAUCCUGUCCAAUCGAAACGGCACCUUCACCGUGACCAGACAGCCAUCUAAGAACGAGCGACAGAUGCUGGCCGACAAGUUCCGCUGUCACUGUUAUCAGGGGUAUGAAGGAGAGCGCUGUGAUAGCAUAGAGCCGGAGGAGAUAGAGGAGGACAACAUGAUCAAUGAGGAUGUGGAGAAGGAAAAGAAACCAGAGGUCAACAAAGACAUACAGGAUAGUGCUGUGCCUUUACAAAAAGCCUUCAUCCUGACUAUUCUACUCCUCUUGUUGAACUUCAGUUCUAUUUAGAGGUGAAGUGUGUAUUUUCUGUUUCAUAAAACAUGUUUACCAAAGAAGCCAGGCUUAUUUCAGUUAGUCUGACUUAAUUUGAACCAAAUCAACUGACAAUUAUUCAGACUAACUGAAAUAAAACUGGCUUAUUUGGUAAACUUGUUAUAUGACACAGGCCUCAGGUGGAACUGCAACAAUUAAUGUUUCCAAACAGGUUUCCCAAACACUCCCCCAAUUGGUUGAAUAAACAGGUAGCCCCACCCAAACUCACAUCAUUCAUUAAGAUACUGUUGGAAUGUUCAGCUGGUCAGAUUCACAUCAGAGAAAUGUUUUUAAAAUGCUACAAAGUCAAAGUUUACACUAGUUUUUUUU
Cyprinus carpio (common carp) is the source of this 2011-nucleotide messenger RNA. It is a transcript of the gene hyal4, whose product is annotated as hyaluronidase 4. Gene Ontology annotation, molecular function: hyalurononglucosaminidase activity. The record is from RefSeq and is a predicted model, not a curated record. Gene Ontology annotation, biological process: hyaluronan catabolic process; carbohydrate metabolic process. NCBI's taxonomy places the organism in Eukaryota, Metazoa, Chordata, Actinopteri, Cypriniformes, Cyprinidae.